Molecule: messenger RNA, 5586 nt
Organism: Mya arenaria
Lineage: Eukaryota; Metazoa; Mollusca; Bivalvia; Myida; Myidae
Product: E3 ubiquitin-protein ligase SIAH1A-like
Exons: 7
Coding region: 377-1249 (290 amino acids)
Biological process (GO): multicellular organism development; proteasome-mediated ubiquitin-dependent protein catabolic process
Cellular component (GO): cytoplasm
Molecular function (GO): ubiquitin protein ligase activity; ubiquitin conjugating enzyme binding; zinc ion binding
Source: RefSeq, a predicted model, not a curated record
UUGGGUUUCUCAUUUGUAUUUCCAUUGAUAUUUGGCAGAAAUGAUAUUAAAAAUUACAGUAUAGAUUACUAAGUUCUAAAAUGUCAGGUGUUUUCUUGCUUCAUUGUGUCAUUGAAGAUGUAGAAUCGUUUAAAGUAAGGUUGGACCGCCACUGGCAAGGAGACAUGCUGUACCAGUUUUGAGACCUGUAUCAACGUUGUCUAUGGACAGCUGUAAUUUAAUCAUAUAUACUCAUAACUGUUACCAACAACCUUUACACGAUAAGAUUUUAUGAGCUCCGAAGAUAGAUCGUGACGAAACAAGUUUAGACGAAGAGGGGUUUAAAAAGGGCACAAGUCCUUAUACAGAACCCAAAAUCAUCCUACAGCACAGGACAAUGAGUAUGAAGCAAAGUGGAUCAGGGAACAAAUCACGGGGCCUCCUGCCCCAGCCCCAGGCCUCUGUCACGGCUGCUGCUGUCGCCGCAGCAGGGAAUGCUACCUCGAGCAAUCAGGAACUAGCGAGCUACUUUGAGUGCCCGGUGUGUUUUGACUUUGCUCUACCUCCAAUCAUGCAGUGCCAAAGCGGCCACAUUGUCUGCCAGAGCUGCAGACAAAAGCUCACAAUGUGCCCAACAUGUCGCGGCCCGCUUGGAAAUAUACGGAACCUGGCCAUGGAAAAAGUGGCUGCCACAGUAAACUUCCCCUGUAAAUAUGCAAACAAUGGCUGUCAGACCACGCUACUUCAUACGGAGAAACCAGAACAUGAAGAAACCUGUGAAUUCAGACCGUACUGCUGCCCAUGUCCGGGGGCAUCAUGUAAGUGGCAGGGCGGGCUGGAGCAGGUAAUGCCACACCUCAUGUCCUCACACAAGAGUAUCACCACUCUCCAGGGUGAGGACAUAGUGUUCCUGGCGACGGACAUCAACCUGCCCGGGGCUGUGGACUGGGUGAUGAUGCAGUCAUGUUUUGGCCACAACUUUAUGCUUGUCCUUGAGAAGCAGGAGAAGAUGGAGGGACAGCACAUGUUCUACGCCAUUGUACAGCUCAUAGGCACUCGCAAACAGGCAGAGAACUUCGCAUAUAGAUUGGAGUUGAACGGUCACCGUCGUCGGCUGACAUGGGAGGCGACACCUCGCAGUAUACACGACGGCGUCCAGUCCGCCAUCAGUGCCAGUGACUGUCUAGUGUUUGACACUAAUAUUGCACAGCUCUUUGCUGACCACGGCAACCUAGGAAUUAACGUCACCAUUUCCAUGUGCUCCAUGUAAACACCACACAUAUGUGCUGUUAUGUUAUUUGUGUAGUGCUUGUUAUGUGGCAGUCUGCCUCAGUCCGCCAGGGUGAUGAUUGUGUCCAACAUUAGACCUCUUUAAUCUUCAUCUUUAUGUGAAGCCUGCCGGAAUUUACUUGCCUCAUCUAAAUAACUAAUGCAUUUACUUCUUGUUGAUUCUCAAAGAUGUUAAGGCCAAUAGAAAUUAAGUGCUAGAUUUUCAUCCAUUUUUUUUUUAAUGGGGGCGGGGGGUGACAUUUUAUUUCUUUAUUUUUCUAAGAUGACUGUUUUACCCUUGAAUUUUUGUUCAUGCAAUUUCUUAUGGCAAAAGGGACCUUAUGCAUUGUUUCUAGAUGAACCAUGAACAAGAUUGUAACAAUUCUUUUUUACAUGUGAAUGUUACACAUCAACACCAUAGGUAUGAAUAAACACCAUUCCCGGACAGCAUAGGACCAAUACGCAAAUACAGAGCCCAGUUAAAUAUUUUUAUUUGAGUCAAUAAAAUUUAAGGGUGGCAGCGAAAAAAAUAGGGGGCGGUCCGGGAUGAAAAUUUAGCAAUUAAUUUAUAGUCGCCUUACUAGUCCUACAUUUAAUUUGCAGUGAAUGUUCUAUUUUUAGAACACAUUUGACUGCAAUGUGAGCAAUGUCAGCUCAGAAUCUUCCUUUGCGAGUGUUUGGAAGAAUCUUUCUUGAAACAAAACUUCCCUCAUAUAUAGUUCUGUGGUUAGUUACUUGAACUGAUCUGCCAGGCUUGAUGAGGCUUAUCCGAACAUCCACCAUGUUUUUGAUUUUGGUACAGUAAUUACUUGUUAUUGCUUGGGCGGGGCCUGAAUACAAAACCCGAUGAACUCGUUUAUGCAGUAUUGGUAACAGUGAUAUGUUGGUGUGUCAUGUCAUGACGAUAAGGUUGCAAGCAAUCACCUUUGACUGCUCAGAAAAUAGAUCAGUGAAUAAUGUCAGGAUAUCGGGAACUGAUCAGUUCCUCUCGUCUAACAUUUCUUCCAUUUUAAAAGUUAAAUACAGAUAUUGUAAUUAUUGGAGUAUGUUGAAUUAUUUUAAACAUGUACAUAUAGACAGGGACUUUUAGAUUUCUUUCAUUAAUAGACUGUGUAUGUUAAGAGUAAAAGUAUUAAAUUAGAAAGGCAUCCAUUUUCAUCCAUGGUCUGUGGUGGAAAUGGCUACCAUCUAGAACUAAUGAGACUUAUUUCAUGGCAAAUUGUUAAGUAUAAAAAUAUGUAAUAAAAUACAAGUUUUAGGUUAUUAAUGAAGGUGACUUUGAAAGAAGAUUAUGUGUUGAGCACAUUUAGAUGUAUAUUUCAAAUCUAUGUGACAAGCUAAAGAAAUGUGCUAAUGUGAAUGAUUGUUGUUAUGUUUUAUGUAUCUUCGACUUGACCCACUAUUAAGUGAAGCAUGUUUUUUUAGCAUAAAUCUAAACGUAUAAGGAAACCAACGUUACAUGUAGUUUUCACGACCCAUUUUUCAGUGGUGCGCUUGUUAAAACCAGAUUGCAGUAGUUCUGUUUGGUAACUAAAAUAUGAUCUUCUAGUUUUGUUAUCUAACUGUGAUAUAAAUUGGCUGUUGUGAGGGACAGUUUUAUAGGAUUUUUCUGGUAAAUAUGCAAGCAUGCUCUAGGAAAUAUAACUUUGUUCUAAAGAGUCAAAUGGACAGUGUUGAUCAUUAUUAGCCAUUACCUACCUUAACUUUUCAGUGCACAUUUCGUUUGAAAUCAGUUCAUAUUCGUGACUAUGUACCAGAGAAGCGAGCCUCAUUUGGAGUUCAGCUUCACCGUAAUCUAAUUACACAUCUAAAGAAUAAACUGUAAAUCAUGACAAAAUAAAAUCCUAAAAUCCUCUUCAAAUUAUAGGUGAUUUUGUGAAGCACUAUUAACACCGUGUAAAACAAAAUGUAUGAAUUUCGAUUGCCAUAUAAGAGUGUUGUUUUAUCUCUGACCAUACAGGUAUCUUCAAAAUGAGAAAUUUCUGUCAGGCAAUUGUGUGUAGAGUGAACGAAAAUAAUUUUUAUAGUUGGUUUGUGGAAAUAAUUACAGUUCAUGACUAGUAGAUACUAGAUACAAACACAGAGUUCUGGGACGUCUGUAGGUAAGAGUAGGAAAUUACCCUUCAAGCACUUCUGUUAGUGUAUUCAAAUGUCCGUCUUGUGUACAAGCAUUUUAUUCUGUUGUGUGACAUGAAUGUGUCUCUUUACGUGUCAUGUUACAUUCUGUGUUAACUGUUAAGGUUUUUGUAAAAUACACAUUGUUUUUUUGUAUAUGAAACUUUGUAAUUGUAGAUAUUCUGUCAAUCUGAAAAUGUUCAAAGUUGUAAAUGGAAUCAGUUGUUUAUAUUUUCUUUUGAUAUUGGAACGCAGACAUGUUUGUUAACUGGUAUUUGUAUGAUAUGGCAGUGAUGGCACACAUGCCAUAUAUUGUCUAAAAAUAGCUAACGGCUCAUGCAUAUUCAAAAUUGAUUAAGUCUUGUUAGAAAUUCCCUUACUUUUUUGGCUGGUUUCUCUGAAGUUUUGCUGUUAUGUAAAUUAUGAAUGUAAUAUAUACUUAAACUAAUUGAGACCAUAUCUUGCUAUUUUUUAGCUCCACUAUUAGAAUAAGGAAGGCUAUACUACUAGCUCCGGCAUCGGCAUCUGGUUAAAAGUUUGAGGGGAAAGUCAGUUUUUCCUUAUAACUCUUAAUACCCCUCAUUCAAUUCACUGAUUCUUCAUACAGUUGUUCAGGACCAUCACACAAUUAAGUUCCAUAACUCCAUAUUAUCUUAAUAUGGCCCCUGGGAACUUUGUUAGGGCACAUUGUGUCAGGUAUUAGUUAAAGGAUAGUUGGCAUUUUCACUCAUAACUUCUAUACCCUUCAUCAAACAAUUAGGUUCCAUAACUCCAUAUCAUACUAAAUACAAAUUAUGGCCCUUGAUCUACUUAGGAGUUUGGUUAAAGUUUUAGGGCAACUUGAGGUUUAAACUCUGAUCUCAAAUAACAUUCAAUCAAUGGACUUCGUACUUCACACAGUUGUCCACAAGGUUACAUAACGCCAUUAGGUUACAUAACGCCAUAUCAUCCUAAAUACCAAUCAUGGCCCCUGAUCGACUUAAAAAGUUCCAGUUUAGUUUAAGAUCAACACAGGGUUUUAAUAUAUUCAAAUAAUGAUCAUUCAAUGGAUUUUAUACUUCACACAAUGAUUGUUGUUCACGGCCACAACACAAUACUUCACACAAUAACUGUUGUUCACGGCCAUCACACAAUAACUGUUGUUCAUGGCCAUCACACAAUACUUCACACAAUAACUGUUGUUCAUGGCCAUCACACAAUACUUCACACAAUAACUGUUGUUCAUGGCCAUCACACAAUACUUCACACAAUAACUGUUCUCCAUGGCCAUCACACAAUACUUCACACAAUAACUGCUGUUUAUGGCCAGCACACAAUACUUCACCAAUAACUGUUGUUAAUGGCCAUCAGACUAUACUUCACACAAUAACUGUUGUUCAUGGCCAUCACACAAUACUUCACACAAUAACUGUUGUUCAUGGCCAUCAGACUAUACUUCACACAAUAACUGUUGUUCACGGCCAUCACACAAUACUUCACACAAUAACUGCUGUUCACGGCCAUCACACAAUACUUCACACAAUAACUGCUGUUCACGGCCAUCACACAAUACUUCACACAAUAACUGUUGUUCACGGCCAUCACACAAUACUUCACACAAUAACUGUUGUUCAUGGCCAUCACACAAUACUUCACACAAUAACUGUUGUUCAUGGCCAUCACACAAUAACUGUUGUUCACGGCCAUCACACAAUAACUUUUCACAGCCAUCAGACAAUACUUCACACAAUACGGGUUGUUCAUGGCCUUCACACAAUAGCUGUUGUUCAUGGCCAUCACACAAUACUUCACACAAUAACUGUUGUUCACGGCCAUCACACAAUAACUGUUGUUCACGGCCAUCACACAAUAACUUUUCACAGCCAUCAGACAAUACUUCACACAAUACAGGUUGUUCAUGGCCUUCACACAAUUAGGUUAUGCAGCUCCAUUAAUCUAAAUACAAAUUAUGGACCUUGAUUGACUUUGUUUUCUUAAUUGUUUUUGACAAGCACAUAUAACAUCAUUAAUGCAUUCAUGCAUUCAUUUUUAAGACAAAGCAGCAUAUAGUUGAGCACACUGUUCUACGACAGCUCUUGUACUAAUACUCAAUAACAUUAAAUAUUUAAUAUGAAGGAUGAAGAAUGAAAAUACAUUGUUUAUUGUGUCAUAUUUGGAUUUCAUUAUUGUACAUUAGAAUAUACUUCAUAUUACUUGAUUUAUUUCUAUAAAAGAUGAAAAUUG